This is a messenger RNA of Gossypium arboreum, 1065 nucleotides long. RefSeq names its product non-specific lipid transfer protein GPI-anchored 16. Bases 327 to 944 code for a protein of 205 amino acids. The record is from RefSeq and is a predicted model, not a curated record. NCBI's taxonomy places the organism in Eukaryota, Viridiplantae, Streptophyta, Magnoliopsida, Malvales, Malvaceae. The transcript is spliced from 4 exons.
AAGGGCUGCUAUGGCAGCCAAAAUGAACCGAGUUGUUGAUGAACAUAAUUAAAAAAUAAUAAAAAGAGGAAAAAUAUAAUGGCAAAAAUCCAAGAGUUACAACUAACACGUAAAACUACCUACCAUGAGCUGCCUUUGGUUUCAUCAUAUCAUAAAAAAUUUUAUUACUUCAUUGAUGAAAUUAGUUUAAAGUAGUUGAACUCCAAAACCCACUUCAAAACUGCCUGUUUUCUGCUUGAACCGUCUCAAAGGUUCAAACUAUAAAUCUUUCCUAAUUCCAUGGCUUUACCAUUACUCCAAGCUCUUUCAAAAUCACUGAGAAAGUCAUGGAAGGUUUCAAGGUUCUUCACCUCAUUGCAAUACUAUCAACCCUUUCGAUGGUUUCGGUUAAUGGACAGAUUUCUACAGCCUGCAGUGCCUCAAUGAUCUCCAGCUUCACCCCAUGCUUAAAUUUUAUUACUGGGAGCAGUGGGAAUGGCUCAUCAUCACCAACACAAGGCUGUUGUAGUUCAUUGAAGUCGCUUAUGAGUACUAGCAUGGAUUGUGCUUGUCUUAUUAUUACUGCUAGUGUACCUUUUCAAUUGCCCAUAAAUAGAACCCUGGCACUUAGUCUGCCUCGAGCUUGUAACAUGGGUGGUGUACCAGUGCAGUGUAAAGCUUCUGGCACUCCUCUACCAGCUCCAGGCCCUGUUCCCUUUCUACUUCCACCAACUUUGGCACCAACAGCCGCAUCUCCCUUAAGUCCAGAAGCUUCCAAAGCUUCAACACCAGAAUCUGACACUCCCCUGGACCUAGCACCUGCAUCGCCACCAGAAGCUCCCUCGGCCACAAUGAAUCCUGGGAUUAGACCAGUAUUACAGCCAUCGGCAUCUACUCCAUCUUACGUUUCCCUUCCAUUGGUACUCACACUAUUGAUUGGUACCACAAUUUUCAAGUUCAAUUAAAGUCCAAAUUGUGUUCUGCAUUAUUUGUUGUUUUAAAGUCCCUUUCUCUGUACGUGAGUUUAUUUGACAUUCAUUUGAAUUGUAUCUUCAACAUUAAAUAAAUAUAUUUAGCAUUAAGAAA